Messenger RNA from Diorhabda carinulata, 7342 nucleotides. It is a transcript of the gene Spred, whose product is annotated as sprouty-related, EVH1 domain-containing protein 1. Gene Ontology annotation, molecular function: protein kinase binding. Lineage: Eukaryota; Metazoa; Arthropoda; Insecta; Coleoptera; Chrysomelidae. The transcript is spliced from 7 exons. Gene Ontology annotation, cellular component: membrane. The record is from RefSeq and is a predicted model, not a curated record. Gene Ontology annotation, biological process: negative regulation of MAPK cascade; multicellular organism development. Bases 337 to 1527 code for a protein of 396 amino acids.
AUUAUUUUCAAUAAUUUUCAAGAUAUAUAACUUCCGGUAGAUAGAUACGAUAUUCAGUUAAUUGCAAUAGCUCUAAUACUAUAGUGACAAAUAUUUAUUUUCUCUAAAAUUAUGAGAUUCUACCGAUUAUGCAAUAUGGGAAGAAUUAAAUAAAUAUAUUUCAUGCUAGAGAAUAGGGUAUAGUAUGGAAAUGCGGCAACAGUGCACUAGUGUGAAAUUAACAGUAUUUUAGUUCAAUGGUUGUUCCCGUGUUGAUAAGUUGGAUUUGAUGUUGUGCAAAAAUGUGGUGUUUAACAAAUUGGACUUCAGGCAGUAGGAUAAUUCACACGACAAAUCAUGACCGAUCCUCGUGCUGAAGAUGGCAAUUAUUUGGUGCGCGUGCGUGCGCAGGUGAUGUCAAGGGAUGACAGCUCGGGUGGAUGGGUACCGUUGGGUGGCGGAGGACUCAGCAACGUUUCCGUACGAAAGAGGCCGCGCCCGACGCCAUCUAGUGGCGGCGGAGGACAAUUGUCCAACGACGCCCAACCUACCAAACCCAAGCACGACUAUCUCAUUUAUGGAAAAAGGAUAAGCGAUAAUUCGAUCGUACUGAGUUGCACCAUAAAGAAGGAUUUCGAAUACAAUAAGGUGAUGCCAACUUUUCACCACUGGAAAACCGGCGACAAAAAAUACGGUUUGACAUUUCAAGCGGCUGCUGACGCACGCGCUUUCGACAAAGGAGUCAAGACUGCUAUCGAGGAUCUGCUGGACGGUUUUGCGGACACUUCCCCUACAUCACCUUUGCCCAAAUGUCCGAAAGAUGUAGGAGAUGACGACGUUUUUAUGACCUUGGAUCUUCCUCAGGGUCCAAAAGAUUCAAGAAGUUCUAGCGAUUCUAGCGCUAAAGGUACUGAACAUCUUCAUAAAAUAACUUAUAUAGGACGUGAUAGUAAACCAUUAGAUGCUCGGCUUCCUACUUACGAUCCCCAGAAGGCAACAAAAGAUGUUUCAGUGCAAGGUGGAGGCGAAAACUACCCCUACGUUCAACUGACGGCAGUACAUGAAUACAUUUACCCUGCCGAAGAUCAACAGAAACCUCCACUUAUGAGGCGAGAUUCGACUUCAAGUCUCAAAAAAUGUACCAUCAGCAUGGAGAUGAAUCCACCCCAACAACCGCCCCUACCUUUUAAGGCUGUUAAACAUAAGGGUAAAAUAAAAAUUAGGUGUCGCCACUGUCACGAAUUAUACGUUGAAGAUAGGAAUCCCCGUGGCGCAUGCGAAUACGCUCCCGACGUAGUAAAAUCGACCAUAAAUCAAAUAACUUGUUUGGGAUGUGCCGAAGGAAUCGAUUAUCAUUGCGCGUCAGACCAAGAAGGUGAUUUCGCGCAACAUCCCUGUGACUGUUCGGACGAAAAUUGCACGAAACGGUGGUUGUGUUUGACGUUUCUAUCGAUUUUCGUACCCUGUCUUUGGUUGUACCCCCCUUUGAAAAUGUGUCACUGGUGCGGAGUGAAGUGCGGCAUUUGUGGCGGCAGACACAGUAUGUGAUCUAUGAAUCAUAUUUUACGAUAUUAGAUCCCGAAUUUCCUGCUAUUUGUAACAUUUUUAUUUUAUAUAUACAUCGUAGUUUACACCAAAGCUUGAUCCUUUGACACAAUCCGGAAACUAGUAAACGUGUUCGAUGAUUUGAUUUCUGUUAUAUUUUUUUAUUGCUUAGCAAAAUACUAUGAUUUAGUGAUGGGUACAUUCCUGGAAAACCCAAAUUAAGACUUUUUAUGAGCAUCAAGUCAAAUUUCACAAAAAAUUGAUAUUUGAUUAAUUUUAUUUGAGGUUGAACUGCUGGAAAAUGUUGACUGAAAACACUUAUUGCUUCAUGAAAAAGUUGUGUAUGUCUUUAAAACAAGACAUAAACAAUGAAAAAUCAGUCAUCUUCUGAGUCAGAAGCAGCAAAAGACUCUGAAGAAGUUGAAUCCAUAUAUGAAAUGUGGAAUUCUCCUUCUGUUUCUAACCCAUUUUGAGUAGUAGAAGCAUCGGAAUGGGGUCUUGGUGUUGUUACACAACUUUUAUCUUAUCUUCAUUUGAUGUUACUUCUUCUUUCUUGUUUUAUAGAAGAUUCCAGUUAUGGUAAAGAAACGUUAUCUUAUAGGUCCUUCAUUUGUUAAAUGGUUUCUUCACUUAUUGCGAAUCCAUUUAUAGGUACUAAAAGAUCUUUAUAUCUCCGCGGAACUCAACUAUUGGAGACACAGAGACCGCAGAAAGCCCAAUCAAAUCUUUCAACUCAAAUACCAUCUUUUGCUAGAUAAGUUGUUAACUCGCUUGAAACUCUAAACACCAAUAUUCAUAUUUUCAGCUACUUUGUGGAUAAAUUUCAUCGCAACCACAUGUUCUUCCACAUUUAAAUGGAUGCCUUGAUUUAAAGGAUCUAAGAGUACGUAUUAUAAACUUUAACCAGGAGUCGAACGGAUGGUUGACUGUCGGUUGGUUCAACCGUAACAAAAUUCAGUUUGAAAUAUCAACCGAGGGUUGAAAGUUAGUUUCUAACCUCAAUUUUUGUUUACUUCAGCUUGCGUUUGAUGAACUUAACUUAUAUAUUAUGUUGAAUUAAUUGAACUAUUUGAACGAAAUGAUGAUUCAUCUAAUAUUCUGAUUACUCUUUUUCCUUUGUUAUUAAUCUUUUUGAAUUUAUUUAAUAUUGAAACUACACGUGGAAACUUCAAAACUAUACUUUGACCUUUGAGUGACACACUUCCCCUGGCAAAUGACAGUUCACUCGGAUUUAGUUGGUAAAAAUGAACUCUCAGUCCAGCCAACGCAAAUUUUUCAGCACAAAACUCCGGUUGGCCAACGAAUAGUUGCAAAAGGAUUUUAACCAUCGGUGGAGUUUCGACCGACGGUUAAACAAAACUUUUAUACUACCGACCCUAAAAGUGAUAUCAUGGAAAGGGGUGGGUGGAGGAAGUUAUUUUGUUAUAAGAAAGAUCCAUCUAAAUUUCAUAGUAGCAAUUAUGUCCUUAAUUUUUGUCGCAUGAAUCUAGAAACACCCUGUAUAUAUUAAUUUUUUUGUUAUUUAAACAAUUGAUUUUACUUUUAUUAUCCAGUGUAACUUUGAAAGUGUCUGUGAUUUAUUUCAGGAAAUUUGUGUACCUAAUAUCGUAAAAUGAAGUGCUUGAACAAUUUAGGGUUGUGAACACUUUGAAAGGGCGUUGAAGUGUGAAGUUUGUCCCAAGAAAAAUUAAAAGACUGUUUAUACGGAACGUUGAAAAAUAUAACAAGGUUGGUUUAAGGAAAAUUCUAAAUCCUGUCUCAAAACGGUGAUUAGAUAUUUCCGUUGUUGGUUAAUUGGUUCAACUUUCCGUACUUGUUGAUUUUUAAUAGAUAAUUCGCUAAAAUCUUUUGAAUCAAAUUAAUUUAUUUUAUUAAAAGAUUCUUAGAUCGAAUCGAAGAAUUUAAUGUUGUUCAUGUGUUCUAAAUGCUACGAAGAUGUAAAAAUUUGACUAUCAACCGAUUGUUUUUGUUUUAACAAAAUAUAAUGUAUAUAUUUAUGUAAACUUUAUUAAUGUAUAAUUGCGUUUUACAUCUUUAUGUACAAAAAAAAUUGUGAGGAUAAAAAUCGUAAUUUUACAUUUUAAGUACUGUUGAUUAAUAUACGGAGUAAAUUUACAAAUGUAAAAAAAGUCUGUACUGUAAAUAAAGAAAAAUUGUAAAUCUUAUACAGAUUCAAAUGGUAAAUAUGCUUAAGUAUUUGUGUAAAUUUACUUUGUACCAAAUACUAUACAUGGUGUUCCAGAACUUGAUUGGAAAAAUUUUGGAGUGAGUAGAUUACGUGAAAAGAAUGGUGUGACAUAAAAAAAUUUUCACAUACUAUCUCUUUUUUCUGAGUUAUAGUCGUUUAAAGUUGCGGAAUCAAAACUAUCUGAAGGCCAGGGGUGGCUAUCAAGGCUUUCACCUCCGAUUUUCAUGAAACUUCAUCGAUUUUAAUCAAAUUUUGAUUGUAGAGAAUAUAUCAAAAAGCAAAAUCUACCCUAUGCUGAUGUGUGCUUUUUCCUUUGGGGGUGAACAUUUUAAUGUGGAAAAUAACCGCGGAGAUCGAUAGUGGACCAAAUUUUAAGCAAAAAUUGUUGUUAGCAUUUUUUUCGAAAAAUCAACAGUUUCUUAGAUAUGUUUCUUUUUUCACGAAUAACUCGAAAACUUUUGAUUUUAUUAGAAGUGUAGGAAGCAAAAAUGAAGCUUAUAAAAAAAAAAACAAAUAUAUUGGUUCUUUUUAAUUGGUUGUAGGCCUAAUACAAACCGAGUUAGGAUUUAUUGAAGUUUGAAUAUAUUCGAACGAAAAUUUUUUAAAAAUCAACGUCGAAUAACGGAAACACGGUCAAUUUUUCUAAAAAAUUGCAUAGAAUCUUUUUCAAAGUUCUUUUUAAAAGCUUUGAAAUAAGUGUUAGUAGAACUCUCUAGCAUGAAAACUAAGAAAUUUAUGGCCGAAAUAAAAUCGAUUUAUAUUUAAACUCAAUUUCAUCUUAGCAAUAGUACCCAAAUUGCAAUAAAAAGAUAAUUCACUGUUGUUUUACUUUAUUUACGUACUAACAAUGAUUUCUGGGAAUUAUUUUAGAAAUUUAGUUACGGAUUGUUGACCAUUGAGCCUGAGCCGCCCUUGGCCUUCAGAUAGUAGUGUAGAAUUAUUUACUCCACCAAACACACUAAAUAGACAUACGUAAUCAUCCAUUAAAAAUUCAUAAUGUUCGAAUGUAUUAUUUAGAAAAUAUACUUAAAUAUAAUUUUUUUUAUGUCACAUCAUUAUUCUUACGUCAUCAACUGACUGCCGAAUUUUUCCCAUCAUAUCCCGGAACACCUUGUAUAUAAAAAAAUAAUCUAGUGAUGGUUUUACAUCAUUGUAUUAAAAGCUUUACUUUAUUUAUGCAUUGUUAAAUUAAUAUGCCAAUCUAUGUACUGUAUCUUUCAAAACGAGGUAUUUUUUCCGUUUGAAAACAAUAAAAAAAUUAAAAAAUAUCGGUAUUAAUGUAACAUCAAAACUAAAAUAGUAGUCACACGAUAAACGGAUUUACUAAGUUGAAGUUUCUAGAACCGUUGGUGAUAUUUAUACUGAACACACUGUUUUAAACGCUUUCUAAGAUAUCCUCAGAAACAGCUCAGAUUUUCACGAUUAUUUUAUCUAAUUGUAUACUAUACAUGACAAGAAAUUGUUUAUUUUUAUUGUUUUUGUUGGGAUUAUGGAUAAGGUAACAGUGUAUUUAUGAAAAAAAUCUAAACACGUAAUGUUAAUGAUCGGAGAGGACUAAACUACCUACUUAAUUUAUUAUCAAUUCUAUACAUAAACUCAUAUCUGGUUUUAUGACCUGUAGCUCGAAAACCUUUUUUUCUUUAUUUUAGGAAAUAUCAAAAUAUAUUCCUCAACAAGGUUAAAAUGUGUUUAACAGAUGUUUUAAGAAAACUUCACUUCCAAAAUCAUAUUAAAAUCAAUAUUAUAGAAGUACAAUAUCUUAAAAGGGUUUUUGCAUUCAUUAUUCCCACAGUUAAAUUGCACUGUUAACAUAAUCCAACAACACAAUACGUACGCGUACUCCAUGACAACGGCGUCUUUUAUUACUAGAGAUAUUGGUUCGCAAAUGGUCAAAUCAAUCUUAUAGCAGAUUGGCCUAUUAAGUGUUAAACUGGAUUUGGCAGCUGCCUGUCUUUCGGUUCCUUUUGAAGCAACACCGAAUGCAGCUAGGUCAUUUUAUGAAACUUCUCGUCGAAACUACAAUUGAGUGAUCGGUGUUAAAUGUUUGCACUGUUUUGAAAUGUACCAAGCGUUUACUAGUGCAACAUCAAGGAACCAACACCACAUAUAUGCUGAUCCAUCAAAUCAGUUCCAUCGAUUGUAUUCAGAAAUCAGUCUAGAUGGUAGUUCUUGAACGGUUUUUUUCUCAGUGUGAGAAUAAUGUUUCCCCUGAACAGUCGGUUUUGUUCCAUGACAUGUGGACGCCACGGUAACCACUUUUUGCCACAAUAACUCCAUCAUCCUCCUUGGUUUUGGCAAUCUGGUUCUUCUGUGUGCAGCUCUUAGAAAUUCCCUUUUGUCUCAUCGUUUCCGUCGUAGCCCUUUUGUUUUAGGUUAGCUUCUUCAUGUGAUGCGGAAGCUCAUCAAUGGAGCAGGACACUUCCAAAAUUAUUCUCAUAGAUCGUGUUUGCUUUUCGAUCCUUUCCAAGUAACUUGAGAUGUUUUUUGUCUGUUAUUCUCCAGGUCUCUUCACCAUCUUGGAUUCCUACAAAAAAUUUUCUUUCCCACACUGUAGAGCACUAUUGGAUGAAUGAAAUAUUUGAUAUUUUCGAAUUUAAUUUUGCUUUUAAGACUCCCACUCUCUUGCUUCCUUUUCUCUUUUCCACCUCUUACAUAGUAUUUUUAUUUGUAAUUGGUACCCUCAGAUAUUCUAAACAAUAUUUUUUUCCAGUGUUCACUUUUAUAGAUGAAUUGCUUGUUCGUGAAAGGAACAAUCGGGAGAUAAUUUCCCAGGACAUACUGAAUCGUAAAUUCAUUUUUAUACUAACAAUUAUCGAUCAAAUUAAAAAAAUAUGGAGUUUGUGUGGUACAAAAAAGUUAAAAUUUCGUUCUCGAGUAUUUUCUGUUUUCUUACAACUCCGCCGGCACUUAUACUCAAACUUACUGGUCCUUCGAGCCGGAUAUAAACCUAUUGACGGCUCGAAGGACCAGAUAUUAUAAUUGUGUAUUGGUGUAGUGGUAAUAAACAGUGAGUUCAGUACUGAUUGUGAUUAACUUGAUAAACAGACAAUUAUUUUUUGUACGAAGUAGUUAAGUACUUGUAUUUUUAGACUAUUAGCCUCGUAUUUAACCAAUGAUUGACUACUAUGAACUGCCAACAAACAACAGAUAAAAUUUAAAAAAAGAUUAAAUGUAAAUAUAAUGAUGGUACAUAGUAAUGACAAUACAAAUGGAAUAAAAAAAAUAAUAAAACCAGUGUUUUAUAAUAGAGUAUGGUUAGGCACAAAUUUGCCAUUCAAUGGUGUCAAAUUGGGAUUUUCUGCGUUAUUAUUUCGAUUUUGGAAAUUGUUUGUAAAAGUUUUUUUGGAACUGAAUAUUUUUAUUAUUUUGAAACGUGGAUAAUAGGGAAGGUUAGUACAAAUUUUUAGUUUAUAAAGGUAUUUGUAUUAUCAAUCAGUAAUACAGUAGAAUCUGGAUAUUACGACCUUCACAGAACCUACGAUAGUACGUCAUAGUAACCGGAUGAUAUAAAAACUGACAGGAUUAUUUCUAAAGUACUGUAUUUUUUGUUCUUAUUCGUUUAAACAGUUUCUGAACGGGCGAGUGGAUUCAUACUUUAUUUUUCAUUUAUUUAUACACUAAUACUAAAUA